AUGAGCGCCAGAACAAGAAGACAAAAAGCUGCAUUGGGUGUUCAGGCCGAGGGGAGCGACAUGAUGACGACGACGACAGCCAGCAACGGCACGGCGCGGAAACCCCUCUCAAAAGCCCGAUCUCCUGCCCCUGAGGAAGAGACCAAGGAGAAUGUAUUUCUCUUCGUUCCGAAUCUCAUUGGAUACGCACGGGUGUUCUUAACCGUGGCCUCCCUCUACUACAUGCCCCUCCACCCUCGAACAUGCUCUCUACUAUAUAGCGUAUCGUGCCUGCUGGAUGCUCUGGAUGGAUAUGCGGCGCGUUAUUACAACCAAUCUACCACCUUCGGAGCAGUGCUUGACAUGGUAACGGACCGCUGCACAACCGCUUGCCUGCUUGUUUUCUUGAGCUCUGCGUGGCCCCGGUGGUCGAUUGUAUUCCAGAGCUUGAUUUCCCUGGACUUGGCCAGCCAUUACAUGCAUAUGUACGCCACUCUUAGCAUGGGAGGAUCUGGCAAGAGCCAUAAGAAUGUUGAGGCCACCAGAAGCUGGAUUCUUCAUCAAUACUACACCAACAAGACUGUACUCUUCGUUUGCUGUGCGCUCAACGAGCUUUUCUUCAUCGGGCUUUACCUGCUUUCCUUCUCGUCCCCCAUUCUCUCGCCCUCUCUCCUCCAGGCUCAAGACCCCAGUGCGCCUCCGGCUCUCGCUAGCCCAUGGAGCGCUGGAGCGCUGGAGAUGGCUAGAGCAAACAAGAUCGAUAGCUUCUGGCCAUGGGUUAUCACGGGUAUCUCCGCCCCGGUCAUGGCACUGAAGCAGUUCAUCAAUGUUGUCCAAAUGGUCAAGGCCAGCAAGUGGCUUGUUGAGGGUGAUCUCGCAAGACGCGCGGCUGCGCAGAACGUGAAGGGCCUGUAG
Messenger RNA from Aspergillus clavatus NRRL 1, 894 nucleotides. Its product is annotated as CDP-diacylglycerol--inositol 3-phosphatidyltransferase. Gene Ontology annotation, cellular component: Golgi apparatus; membrane. Gene Ontology annotation, molecular function: CDP-diacylglycerol-inositol 3-phosphatidyltransferase activity. Gene Ontology annotation, biological process: phosphatidylinositol biosynthetic process. The transcript is spliced from 3 exons. NCBI's taxonomy places the organism in Eukaryota, Fungi, Ascomycota, Eurotiomycetes, Eurotiales, Aspergillaceae. The record is from RefSeq and is a predicted model, not a curated record. The coding region runs from base 1 to 894 and encodes 297 amino acids.